AGGGGCAGCUCCAAUUCUCUCCCCGCCCCCUGCUCCUAGUCCUGCUCCUGACCCUUUUUCUCUUGGCUCUGUCGGCAGUUUCUCUGGGACCCAGCAGUGUCUUCUGUCCACUGCUCUGGGCCACUCCCACCCCACCCCCACCUGGAGCCCCUAACUCAGGAUUCAGCACCCAGGGGCCCCUCCCUACCCCAGCUAACCUCCUCUGGACCAGGAGAGCCGACCCAGAUCCCACUACCUCCAUGAGCGCUGCAGAUAGGAUGGGGGCCAGAGCAGUGCUGCUGCUCCUGCUGGUGCUAGGGACACCCAAGUCAGGGGUCCAGGGGGAGGAAGGGCUGGACUUCCCUGAGUAUGAUGGUGUGGACCGCGUGAUCAAUGUCAACGCAAAGAACUACAAGAAUGUGUUCAAGAAGUAUGAGGUGCUGGCACUCCUCUACCAUGAACCCCCCGAGGAUGACAAGGCCUCACAGAGACAAUUUGAGAUGGAGGAGCUGAUCCUAGAGUUAGCAGCCCAAGUUCUAGAAGAGAAGGGUGUUGGCUUCGGGCUGGUGGACUCUGAGAAGGACGCAGCUGUGGCCAAGAAACUAGGACUAACUGAGGAGGAUAGCAUUUAUGUGUUCAAGGGGGAUGAAGUCAUUGAGUAUGACGGCGAGUUUUCUGCUGACACCCUGGUGGAGUUCCUGCUGGAUGUCCUAGAAGACCCUGUGGAAUUCAUUGAGGGUGAACGAGAACUUCAGGCAUUUGAGAAUAUUGAGGAUGAAAUCAAACUCAUUGGCUACUUCAAGAGCAAAGACUCAGAGCAUUACAAAGCCUACGAAGACGCGGCCGAAGAGUUUCAUCCCUACAUCCCUUUCUUCGCCACCUUUGACAGCAAGGUGGCAAAGAAGCUGACCCUGAAGCUGAAUGAGAUCGAUUUCUAUGAGGCCUUCAUGGAAGAGCCUGUGACCAUCCCAGACAAACCCAACAGUGAAGAGGAGAUUGUCAGUUUUGUGGAGGAGCACAGGAGAUCAACCCUGAGGAAACUGAAGCCUGAGAGCAUGUAUGAGACCUGGGAGGACGAUAUGGAUGGAAUCCACAUUGUGGCCUUUGCAGAGGAAGCCGAUCCCGAUGGCUACGAGUUCUUAGAGACUCUCAAAGCUGUGGCCCAAGAUAACACUGACAAUCCCGAUCUUAGCAUCAUCUGGAUUGACCCUGAUGACUUCCCUCUGCUUGUUCCCUACUGGGAGAAGACAUUUGACAUCGACCUGUCAGCCCCACAAAUAGGAGUCGUCAAUGUUACUGAUGCGGACAGCAUAUGGAUGGAGAUGGAUGAUGAGGAGGACCUGCCUUCUGCUGAGGAGCUGGAGGACUGGCUGGAGGAUGUGUUGGAGGGUGAGAUCAACACAGAGGAUGAUGACGAUGAUGAUGACGAUGAUGACGACGACGACGAUGACUAGUUGCUGUGGCAACCAUCUCCAGCCCCAUCCGAUCUCUUCACGUACCUUCUUCCCUUUGCUGUCUAUCCCUGAGUUCUUCUGGGGACACUAGGUCAUUCUCUACCAUAGGGCCUGCUGGGGUCUAUAUAUUGGGUGCUGAGAUCCAGUUCACCCUCGGGUGAUGAGGAAAGGAGUUACUUUGCCCUAGACACUCGCCCUGCUCUCUCCUGGCUCUCAUCCUGUGACUUACCUGUAUUUAUUAUUUGUUUCUCCCAUCAUGCUCUAUCCUCUUUCUUGUGGUUCUCUUCUUUGCUGUAUCGGUGGGUAGCAUCUCUAUGCUGUUCCUUCUUUGUACAAUCCUCCCCAUUCUCUCAAAUCCUAUAUCCUCUGGCCGUCCUGUCCCUGGCCAGGAGGAAGGGAGGGUACAGUGUUUGAGGCUGUAUCUCAGCCCCUUCUUGUUAAUGUAUUUGGGUCAAAUGCAAGGCCUCAAUAAAGAGAUCUGGGGCAGCAUGA
Chinchilla lanigera (long-tailed chinchilla) is the source of this 1925-nucleotide messenger RNA. RefSeq names its product calsequestrin 1 (fast-twitch, skeletal muscle) (gene Casq1). Lineage: Eukaryota; Metazoa; Chordata; Mammalia; Rodentia; Chinchillidae. Gene Ontology annotation, cellular component: sarcoplasmic reticulum lumen. Gene Ontology annotation, molecular function: calcium ion binding. Gene Ontology annotation, biological process: regulation of skeletal muscle contraction by regulation of release of sequestered calcium ion. The transcript is spliced from 11 exons. Bases 240 to 1433 code for a protein of 397 amino acids. The record is from RefSeq and is a predicted model, not a curated record.